CACGCCGACCAUACGUUCGAACUUUUGAUUCUUAUUUUUGUUCGAUACUCCAUAUUGGAAUGCAUUUCUCUAUCUCUUUUAAAGUGUCCCCAAAAAUAAUAAAGUGUCAUUUUAAUGACAACUCCACUUAGCUUAAGUGUUAGUUCAACAAAGAAAAGGUCGCCUGACGAGGAGGAUGAAUUAGCCAUGGAGAAAGAAAAGCAAGAGGAGGAGGCUAGCCAGAGGGAACACCAACCACCAUAUAUUUCGAGGAUGCAACCACUUACAAAGGAACAUACGGUGGUGGCAUGUAUGGGAAGGAUGAUGAAACUCCGGCCACGAAAGUGGAUAAGGCACCGGCAAGUGAAACACAAAGUGCUGAUGGACCAAAGGAAGCAGCCUCUAUUCAGCCGGAAAAUAAACCUCCACAGUCUUCCGGCCACCGUGACAUUGAUAUCACCGGACAAUCCUACAUUCAAUAGCUUAGGAUUGACAGGAGAGUCUAAACUUUGUUUGCACGGUUGUUACGUGUCGUUUUAUAAUGUAUCGUGUUAUAUAGUAUCGCGUUGUGUUGUACUUUAUUGUAUAUACGGAAAAGGCUCAAAUAUGUCAUCCAUCUAUCAGAAAUGGCUCAUUUAUGUCACUCGUCAAUAGUUUGGCUCAUUUAUGCCAUCGAACUACAGGAAAUGGCUAAUUUAUGCCACUCAUCAAUAGUUUGACUCAUUUAUGCCAUCACCUGUUACCAAAAUGACUCAUCCAUAUCAUAUUUCAUUAAAGCUGGUUUUACAAUAUCAUAUAUGACAUGUGGCCUCCAACUAGAUUAUGAUUGUGGGUGGGUAAGGUGUAUGGGUCGGAUUUUUUAUUAAUUUGGUAUUUAAAAUUGGGCUGGUUUAAUUAAACAACAUAGACCUCUAAUUGGAGGCUAGGUGUCAUAUCUGGUAUUAUAAAAUCGGCGUUAAUGAAAAAUGGCAUGGAUGAGUCAUUUUAAUAAUGGGAGAUGGCAUAAAUGAGUCAAACUAUUGAUGAGUGGCAUAAAUGAGUCAUUUCCUAUAGUUAGAUGACAUAAAUGAGUCAUUUCCUAUAGUUCGAUGGCAUAAAUAAGCCAAACUAUUGACGAGUGGCAUAAAUGAGUCAUUUUUGAUAGUUAGAUGGCAUAUUUGAGCCUUUUUCGUUGUAUAUAUUUUG
Messenger RNA from Lycium ferocissimum, 1164 nucleotides. RefSeq lists its product as uncharacterized. The transcript is spliced from 2 exons. The record is from RefSeq and is a predicted model, not a curated record. Bases 288 to 461 code for a protein of 57 amino acids. NCBI's taxonomy places the organism in Eukaryota, Viridiplantae, Streptophyta, Magnoliopsida, Solanales, Solanaceae.